This is a messenger RNA of Linepithema humile (Argentine ant), 1041 nucleotides long. Lineage: Eukaryota; Metazoa; Arthropoda; Insecta; Hymenoptera; Formicidae. The record is from RefSeq and is a predicted model, not a curated record.
GCUACGAAACAUUACGGUGCGAAUGAUAUUCGUGUCUCGCUCUAGAGCAAACCACCAGUGCGUUGUGCUCAUGCGCUGAAACCGAGGAUGCACAGAAACUCAUUUUGUAUCGUCAGUUUGGCGUGUUUAUAGGUUAUAAGCUCCAAAGCCUACGUUGCUUAUUGAAGGAGGAAAUUAUACGCAUCCAUCAUUAAAUCAAAAUGAGUAAAAGUUGUUAUUUGUGUGACCGCAAGCCGUCGAAGAAUAAAUACAUUUCUGUACAUGGAUUUCCAAAGAACGCAACUCUCCGUCAGAAAUGGAAGAAUGCUUGUGGAUUAACCGAAAAAGAUGAUGUAUCCCGUAUUUACAUUUGUUCAAUUCACUUUACCUCUGAAAAUAUGAAAGUAAUAGAGGUUUUUGGCAAUCCAAGGAUAAUUCUGAAGCCUGGGUCAGUUCCUUCAAUAUCUAUUCCUUCAUCUCAAUUUGAAAUGAUAUUAUGUGACAGUAAAAAAAAUGCAACAUCAUUAAUAAGUGAUAACAUCAUCAAAGAAAAUGCAACAUCAUUAAUAAGUGAUAACAUCAUCAAAGAAAAUGCAACAUCAGAAAAUGUCGACGUUUGUUUAUCAUCGAUGGACUCUGCAUCUGUUCUUCAAAAACCUAUAGAUUUAGAACAUAUGGAUGUUGACGUUAAUUCUUCUUCUCAGAAUCGUGAUCGUUCUAAUGAAAAUGAAAUCGGUACUCCUAAGAAGCGUCGAUUUCAUGAGCCACGCUUCAUCUCGGAAAUUACAUUACUCGAUUUGUCCACUCCAAGAAAAGCUCAGCGAAUGCUAAAGUUUAUAAAAAACAAGAAUCAAGAGAAGGCAAAGAAAAUUCAACGCUUGCAAAGCAUCAACAGAUAUCAAAAAAUACGUAUCACCUCAUUAGAAAAUACGAUAAAACAUUUAAAAGAUAAAGGAUGUCCCAUGAAGCAGAAGAUUCAUUAACGAUAACAUAAACAUUGACAUAAUUUCAUUUCAAUCACAUUCCAAUCGCCGUAUAAUUGUACAUAAAAUAAACUUUUUA